AUGACGCUCUACUACACCCUCGUGUUUAUGCUCCUGAUGCUGGAGAUGGCCUUGUUCAUGCUCCUCAUCGUUCCCCUCCCCUUCACCCUCAAACGCAAAAUCUUCACCUUCAUCUCCGAGAGCCCCCUUGUCGCCAAGAUCCAGUACUGGAUGAAGAUCUGUUUCGUCUUCAUUCUCAUCCUCUUCCUCGACAGCGUCAACCGGGUGUACCGCGUCCAAAUCGAGCUCAUUGCCGCUACGGAGAAUGCUAAUAAGGGAGGUGCCGGCGUCAUGGGCCAUGAGCGCCUCGAGGUCCAGGCCCGCAAGUUCUACUCCCAGCGCAACAUGUACCUCUGCGGCUUCACACUCUUCCUGUCCCUCAUCCUCAACCGCACCUACGUCAUGAUCCUCGAGGUCAUGCGCCUCGAGGAGAAGGUCAAGUCCUACGAGGGGACCAAGUCCGACACCGUCCAGAGCGAGAAGCUCGCCGUCGCCGGCAAGCCCGGCGAGCUCGCGGCCCUCAAGGACAAGCUCGCGAAGAAGGAGCAGGACCUCCAGAACCUCAAGAAGCAGAGCGAGCAGCUCAACAAGGCAUACAGCGAGCUCAGCGACAAGUACGCCGAGACUCAGAAGGACUACGAGAGCUCAAAGGGUAAAUAA
Messenger RNA from Clonostachys solani, 639 nucleotides. The record is from the annotation of a GenBank genome assembly. Lineage: Eukaryota; Fungi; Ascomycota; Sordariomycetes; Hypocreales; Bionectriaceae.